GUCUGUGAGCGUAAUGUGAAAGGGAAAGCCGGGGCACACCCGCGGGUGGAGGCGGCAGCGCCGAGCGGUGCUGGGAGCCGAGCCAUCGUCGCCGCAGCUCCGCAGAGCAGCGGGGAGAGCCCCCGCAGCGGCCAAGAGGAGCCGCUGAGGCGGAGCCCGGCGAGCUCUCCCGCCGGAGGGAGCCGCCGGCGCCCUUCCUGCGGGAGGCUGCGCUCGCUCCCGGCCGCGGCGGAGCCGCCGCCAGGGCCGCGGCGAUGAUGUCGGGGCAGUCGAUCACCGACCGCAUCACAGCAGCGCAGCACAGUGUGACAGGGUCGGCCGUCGCCAAGGCUGUGUGCAAGGCGACGACUCACGAGGUGAUGGGCCCCAAGAAGAAGCACCUGGACUAUCUAAUACAGUGCACAAAUGAAAUGAAUGUGAAUAUUCCACAGUUGGCAGAUACACUCUUUGAGAGAACUGCAAACAGUAGCUGGGUCGUAGUGUUCAAAGCUCUAAUUACAACACACCACCUCAUGAUGUAUGGAAAUGAGCGCUUUAUCCAGUAUCUUGCAUCCCGGAACACUUUGUUCAACUUAAAUAACUACCUGGACAAAAGUGCCAUGCAGGGCUAUGAUAUGUCUACCUUCAUUAGGCGAUACAGCAGAUACUUGAAUGAAAAAGCACUUUCAUAUAGACUUGUAGCAGUUGACUUCACCAAAAUGAAAAGAGGGAUAGAUGGAGUGAUGAGAACUAUGAAUCCUGAAAAGCUUCUGAAAACCCUUCCAAUCAUACAGAACCAGCUUGAUGCACUCCUUGAUUUUGAUGCAAAUCCAAAUGAACUAACAAAUGGUGUUAUAAAUGCUGCCUUUAUGCUCCUCUUUAAAGAUUCCAUUAGACUUUUUGCAGCAUACAAUGAGGGGAUUAUUAAUCUUUUAGAAAGAUAUUUUGAUAUGAAGAAGAACCAGUGCAAAGAAGGCUUGGAUAUUUACAAAAAAUUUCUAGCCAGAAUGACCAAAUUGUCAGAGUUCCUCAAAGUAGCAGAGCAAGUUGGAAUUGAUCAGGGUGACAUUCCAGAUCUCACUCAGGCACCCAGCAGCUUGCUUGAGGCACUGGAACAGCAUUUGGCUUCUGUGGAGGGAAAGAAAACAAAGGAAGUCUCUGCUGCCAGCAGAGCCAGUGCCCUAUCCAGUGCUGUUUCCACACUUGCCAAUACAGGAAUGUCAUUCAGCCGGAUGGAUGAGAAAGAAAAGCAGCAGGCAUUGGAGGAGGAACAAGUUAGACUGCAGGCACUUAAGGAGCAGCGAUUAAGGGAAAUUUCUGUCGUAUCAAAUUCCACUUCCACAUCAGCAUCCCCAAGCACUUUAUCAGGAAAAAGUGUAAAUACCACUGUAGCUGUUGACCUCUUUGCUGCACCAGCACCCACAACAAAUAGUAUGCCCAACCUUUCUAGUGAUCUUUUUGAUCUUCAGCCUGCAUUUGUUCCAACUGUGCAAAGUACUCCAGCUAUAUCAACAUCAGCAAGCAGUGCUUGGGGAGGUUCUUUCUCGUCUUCAAAUGGUUGUGUUGGUUCUCCACCUCAUCUGGACAUCUUUGACAUGAAGCCAGUUGAAGAAGCUGUAAAAUCUGCCACCCCUUUCAUCAAUUCUUCUUUUUCCUCCAAACAAAGAGUGGAACUGUUUAGUGAUGACUUUAGUGGUCAUAAACCAACAUAUGCAUCUGUGUAUCAUCCUAUGACUGUUGAUGGUUUUCCUCUUCAUUCAGCUUCUCCGAGUACCACGUCUUCAACAAUUAAUGUGGACUUUGAUGCUGUUUUUGGAGGAAAAUCUACAGCACCAGAGUACAGGACUGCAAGUGGUUUUAACUUUCUAGAUGAUGUAUUGCAACCCACAGUACCACCACAAGCUCAAAGAGCCACUGUAGCUAGCCAGCAAAGUAAAAAAAUUUUGGCAAAUGACCUCGAUUCUUCACUUGCUAAUCUAGUAGGAAAUCUUGGCUUUGGAGGAACUCCAUCCAAAAAAUCAGAUAUGCAGUGGUCUCAGCCUACAGAGAAAAAACUUACUGGUGGAACAAACUGGCAAGCAAAAACAAGCACAUCGACCACGUGGAACCCGACUCCCUUACCCACUAUUCCACACAUGGUACCUGCUCCUAUCACAUACCCAUUGACCACACCUCAAGUGCCUAUAUAUGGAAUGGUAUCUCCUCAGGUUGGAGCUGCUCCUUUGAUGGCACCCCAGUCAAUGAUGUAUACACAACCUGGUCUGAGGCCAACAAAUCCUUUUGCACCUGUUUCUGAAACUCAGGAAGAUGUAGAUUCUUUUAUGAAACAGCCUGGAAAUGAGACAGCAGAUGUAGUUCUUAAGAAGUUGGAUGAGCAGUAUCAGAAGUAUAAAUUUCUGGAACUUAAUCUUGCUCAAAAGAAGAGGAGGCUAAAAAGUCAGAUUCCUGAAAUUAAACAGACAUUAGAAAUUUUAAAACACAUGCAGAAGAAAAAGGAUUCUACACAUCCAAUGGAAACCAGAUUUUUAUUGGCAGAUAACCUCUACUGCAAAGCUUCAGUUCCUCCUACAGAUAAAGUUUGUUUGUGGUUGGGGGCCAAUGUGAUGCUUGAAUAUGAUAUUGAUGAAGCUCAGGCUCUUCUAGAGAAGAAUUUGUCAACAGCCACAAAAAACCUCGAUCUUCUAGAGGAAGAUCUGGAUUUUCUCAGAGAUCAGUUCACCACUACAGAAGUCAAUAUGGCUAGAGUUUAUAAUUGGGACGUAAAGAGAAGAAACAAGCAAGACCCUUCCAAAAACAAAGCAUAGUUUUUCCAAUUUUAAAUGUGGUUUCAAUUUCCAAGUAUUUUUUAUUUAAACACCCCCAAACUUCAUUCAGGACUGAGUUACUUUCAGUAAAUGGUAAAAUAUAUAAAAACUAAUGGUGAGCACCAUUUUAUUUAUUUGCAAACUCAAAAUUUGGUUUCAUGCAUGCUUCAUGAAAUUAAUUAUUUGAAAAGGCACCACACAGUCCAGCAAAGGAUGUAGUAUUUUGAUCAGACCAGUCUGUCAUGAAUAAACUUCUACCUGAAAGCCUGUCUGAAAAGCUGAGGGGCAUGUAGGAAAUGGAGCCUGACAUGUUCACAGGCUAAGGCAAUACAGGGUUUUUCUUUUUCAUCUCUAUACAGCUGAUGAAGUUAACUUUGACUUGGGCUGGCAAGAUGUGCAACCAUAAUGCUCUAGGAAACAACAAAAAAUUGAGUGGAAUCUUGGGGUUUGUUUUCAGUCAGUUAAUGGCAGUACCAGUCUGCAGGAAUUCCUGGAUAUGCGUUUUGGAUAAACUUGUAGUACCUCUGGGUUAGCUUACUGCCUGUUACUGAGCUCUCAGCACUUUACAUGCAGCAGUUUGUGAUUUGUCCUCAGAGAGCAGUGGGAAAGGAGUGAGCAGCACAGGGGAUGUCAAGCCUGCAGGUCUCACCCCUUGUUUUUCAUAUGUGCACAUAUGUUGGUUGUUUCCGCAAAUGCAUUGAACCCUUGUUCAAGCCAGGAUCCCACAGCUUGCGAGAUCCUCCCAUUUCCACCCCUUUGGCCUAGAUGUCCGGUUGAAAUGUCUGAACACAGCCUCCCAGGUCUUGAAACCUGUGUUAAAUCUGAAUGGUUGGCUAGAACAUAACCUCUGGUGGUACAGUUGGAGUAUUAUUUUGGUCCUUACAAAGCCUUGCGAGAUUGUUGCCUCUUACCUUUGCAGUUUCUUUCUAAAAUGAAAUGCUCAGUGGUGAUGUCAGUGGCUAAUAAUCGCAUUCUGUGACUGAGAGUACAGGUUUCACUGCAAAAUAAAUGCAGAUGUUAACUGUUCAAUCUUCAUGUAAGAAACAAUAUACCUGUAAAUUUUUUGUACUUUUAUUUCAUGAUAUUAAAAUAGUAAAAUUAAACAGUUG
Ficedula albicollis (Collared flycatcher) is the source of this 3892-nucleotide messenger RNA. RefSeq names its product prefoldin subunit 3. Gene Ontology annotation, biological process: clathrin coat assembly; clathrin-dependent endocytosis; microtubule-based process. The coding region runs from base 255 to 2783 and encodes 842 amino acids. The transcript is spliced from 25 exons. Gene Ontology annotation, cellular component: prefoldin complex; clathrin-coated vesicle; extrinsic component of presynaptic endocytic zone membrane. NCBI's taxonomy places the organism in Eukaryota, Metazoa, Chordata, Aves, Passeriformes, Muscicapidae. The record is from RefSeq and is a predicted model, not a curated record. Gene Ontology annotation, molecular function: clathrin heavy chain binding; 1-phosphatidylinositol binding; SNARE binding.